ACAACAAUCAUAUAACAAAUAGUAUCGUUCAGAAAAAUCCAUAAAUGUUUCUAAAUUAUGAGCCUCGUCGCAAAAUGUGUGUUGUGUAAUAGAACGUUACCAUACUGGCAAUCGGAAACGUCGAUACUUGUGCGACACAUGUCCGAACACCACCCGGAACAGCAGUAUACGAUCAUUCAAUCGAGAAAGCAGUUAAUUCGACACGGCGAUUCGUCGUCGCAAGAAAACUCGAUUCGGAAUUACAAGUUUGAUAGGAACAAUAUGACGAACAGGUCAUCGAAUCGAAAACUUUCACAAGAUUCGGCGGUCAUACGCGAACUUAAGACAAGCUCAGGGCAGAAGGCAGAUGAAAACCUACCAGACAAAAGUGAUUUCUUCGUUCGACCUCCUACGAGAAGAAAGAUGUACUAUAAAACUACUGUGGCAUCUUGGCGUCCGGCACGAGCCCGCAUAACGUGCCCACAAUGUGGCGAGUCCCGUUUUCCGACAAUUCGUUCAUCCGCGAAUCGCUACGCAAGGUCAAUGUACGGCGCUGCUUGGAUAAUGUCCUGCUGGCCGUUUUGUUUUCUUCCGUGUCUUUUCACGGCCCCCACAAAACACCAUUUGCACUGUUCCAGCUGCGGCUCCUAUCUAGGGGUGUAUGAUCCCGGUCGGGAGGUGGUAGAUGCUAAUCGGAAUAAACCUACCAACAGCAGGAAAUCACCCCUUCGCGACGAACACGGCUGAGAGAGAGAUUGCAUGCUAUAAAGAGCUAGCGGGCUUUCAUGCAAGUUUGUGCGGAACUUUGAAAGCAAGUUUAAUUGUGGCGACACCUGCUUGGUUGUAGGCACAUGUGAACCACUUACAGUCGGUUCAUU
This is a messenger RNA of Topomyia yanbarensis, 857 nucleotides long. RefSeq lists its product as uncharacterized. The transcript is spliced from 2 exons. The record is from RefSeq and is a predicted model, not a curated record. The coding region runs from base 58 to 726 and encodes 222 amino acids. NCBI's taxonomy places the organism in Eukaryota, Metazoa, Arthropoda, Insecta, Diptera, Culicidae.